AUGUCGUCUGCUACUGCCCAGAAGCGUGCUGCGUUUGCUGUCUUGCAGUUCCUCGAGGACUCGCUCAAGAACGGCUCAAUCAAGGAGGACGACAAGGAGGGCAUCGAGGUUGCGAGCCAGUGCAUCGCAGAGGCUUUCGGCGUGUCGGGCGAGUCGGACCAGGACAAGCGCGCGUACGGCCUCUCCAAGCCGCUCGCUCAACUCCUCGAUGAGGUCGCCGCCCAGACAUCGACUGAUGCUUUGCCCAAGGAGGCGAGUGCGGAGGACAAGCAGGCUGCCGACGCUGCCAAGUCGCGCGGAAACCAGCUGAUGGCGAAGAAGGACUACCCUGGAGCUAUCGAGGCGUACUCGGAGGCGAUCAAGAAGGAUGCCAGCAACCCCGUCUACUGGAGCAACCGUGCCGCUGCCUACUCGCAGGUCCAGGACCACAAGUCCGCCGUCUCGGACGCCCGCGAGGCGCUCAAGAUCGACCCGUCCUUCAGCAAGGCGUACUCUCGUCUCGGCCACGCGCUUUUCUCGAUUGGCGAGUACCAGGAGGCUGUUGAGGCGUACGAGAAGGGACUCGAGCUUGACCCGACGAACGCCACAAUGAAGUCCUCCCUCUCGACCGCCCGCUCCCGCCUCCCCGCCUCCUCGACUCCCUCAGAGCCCGCGGCGUCCGCCGACUCCGUCUCGUCCCGCUCGGGUGCAGGCGCUGGUGCCGGCGCCGGUGCAGGAGCAGGAGGGAUCCCUGGAUUCCCCGGGAUGGGCGCUGGAAUGCCCGACCUGGCCUCGCUCAUGAGCAACCCUGCGCUCAUGGGCAUGGCCCAACAGCUCAUGCAAAACGGGGGUCUCGAACGUAUGAUGUCGAACCCCAUGAUGCAGAGGAUGAUGGAAUCUAUGGGCGGAGGCGGAGGCGGCAUGCCGGACAUGAGCGCUCUCAUGAACGACCCAGAGAUGCGCCGGAUGGCAGAGUCGUUCGGCUCGGCGAUGGGAGGAGGUGCAGGAGGUGCAGGUGGUCGCGGUGGACAGGGAGGCAGCAACAACUCGGACAUGUACUCUUGA
Messenger RNA from Rhodotorula toruloides NP11, 1044 nucleotides. RefSeq names its product tetratricopeptide repeat containing protein. The record is from RefSeq and is a predicted model, not a curated record. Lineage: Eukaryota; Fungi; Basidiomycota; Microbotryomycetes; Sporidiobolales; Sporidiobolaceae. The transcript is spliced from 9 exons. Gene Ontology annotation, molecular function: protein binding; molecular adaptor activity. Gene Ontology annotation, biological process: post-translational protein targeting to endoplasmic reticulum membrane. Gene Ontology annotation, cellular component: membrane; TRC complex. The coding region runs from base 1 to 1044 and encodes 347 amino acids.